Molecule: messenger RNA, 2940 nt
Organism: Hansenula anomala
Lineage: Eukaryota; Fungi; Ascomycota; Saccharomycetes; Phaffomycetales; Wickerhamomycetaceae
Gene: CSE1
Product: importin-alpha export receptor
Exons: 1
Coding region: 61-2940 (959 amino acids)
Biological process (GO): protein export from nucleus; protein import into nucleus
Cellular component (GO): nuclear envelope; cytosol
Molecular function (GO): small GTPase binding; nuclear export signal receptor activity
Source: RefSeq, a predicted model, not a curated record
AAAACAGCUUGCGAGUUUCCAUCAAUUGAUUCACACAAGGCGCUAGUAAAUAUAGAAAGAAUGUCAGACUUGGAAUCAAUUGCGUUCUUGCUGGAACAGUCCUUAAACCCAGCUACAUCAAAGCAAGCUGAACAAAGUUUGAGAUCACAAGAAUCGAAUCAAGGCUUUUCACUUUCAUUACUUCAUGUCGUCGCUUCUGCUAACUUACCAAUAUCAAGCAGAUUAGCAGCUGCUUUGUUUUUCAAGAAUUUCAUCAAAAGAAAAUGGGUUGACGAAAAUGGUAACUAUCUAAUCCAAGACACUGACUUAAUUAAAUCAGAAAUCAUUCCAUUAAUGAUUUCAUUACCAAAUAACUUACAGAUUCAAAUCGGUGAAGCAAUCUCAGUUAUUGCAGACUCUGACUUUCCUGAAAGAUGGCCUUCAUUGAUUGAUGAUUUAGUCAACAAACUAUCUGAAGACGAUAUGGUGACAAAUAUUGGUGUUUUAACAGUGGCUCAUUCUAUUUUCAAAAGAUGGAGACCCUUAUUCAGAUCUGAUGCUCUAUUUUUGGAGAUUAAACUGGUUUUAGAGAAAUUCUCCGUUCCUUUUUUGAAUUUGUUGAAAAAAGUUGAUGGUUUGAUUGAUUCCAAUAGCUCCAAUAAAGCACAAUUGGCUAUUCUUUUUGAUGUGUUACUGUUAUUAGUUAAAAUUUAUUUUGACUUGAAUUGUCAAGAUUUACCAGAAUUCUUUGAAGAUCAUAUGAAUGAAGGUAUGUCUAUCAUUCAUAAAUAUUUAAUCUAUUCAAAUGAUCUUUUAAAGCCGGAAGAUGAUGAUUCUGAUGACAUCGAAGUUGUUUCCAAGGUGAAAACAGCUAUCUCCGAAUUAAUUCAACUAUACACCACAAGAUAUGAAGAGGAGUUUGAUGCAUUGAUUCCACAAUUUGUUCAAAGCACAUGGAACCUUUUAACCACCACUGGGUUACAGUCAAGGUAUGAUAUUUUGGUUAGCAAGUUGUUAUCAUUUUUAACAUCGGUUGCCAAAUUACCAAAGCAUUCAGAAAUUUUCAACAACGAAACUGCAUUAAAAGAAAUCACUGAAAGAAUUAUCAUUCCAAAUUUGACUGUCAGAGAAAGUGAUGAAGAAUUAUUUGAAGACGAUCCAAUUGAAUAUAUUAGAAGAGAUCUAGAAGGGUCAGAUUCUGAUACCAGAAGAAGGGCCUCGAUCGAUUUUUUGAGAGAAUUGAAAUCCAAAAAUGAAAGUCUUGUUACACAAGUUGUGUUGGGUUAUAUUAACCAUUACUUGUCCAAAUAUCAAGCUGAACCAACAAAUUGGAAAUUUAAAGACUUGACGUUGUACUUGUUUACUGCAUUGGCUGCGAAAGGUUCCGUUACCAGCUCUGGUAUUUCUUCGACUAACCUUUUAUUGGAUGUUGUGCAAUUUUUCACCAACAAUAUUGUUUCAGAUUUAUUGAAUGAUAAUAUCCAUCCAAUUUUGAAAGUUGAUGCUAUCAAAUAUAUUUACAUUUUUAGAAAUCAACUUACAAAAGCACAAUUGUUAGAAUCUUUCCCAAUUUUAACAAAGCAUUUACAUUCAACUGAGUUUGUUGAGUACACUUACGCUGCCAUCACUAUUGAAAGAAUUUUAUCAAUCAGAGAUGAAAACCAAGGUUUAAUGUUCAACAAGUCUGAUUUGCAACCAUUCGUUCAAGAUUUGUUAUCUAAUUUGUUUAGGUUAAUCUUGCAAAAUAAUCAAACACCUGAAAAGUUAGCUGAAAACGAGUUCUUGAUGAAAACUGUCAUGAGAGUUUUAGUUAUUGCUGAAGAUGCAAUUGAAAGUUAUAGUGUUAGUAUAUUGGAGCAGCUACUAUCUAUUGUUUCAAUAAUUUCCAAAAAUCCAUCUAACCCAAAGUUUUCCCAUUUUACCUUUGAAUCAAUUAGUGUCUUAAUCAAGUACAAUAAUAAAUCAAAUUUAAGCAAAUUUGUUGAAAUCAUAAUUCCUACAUUGUUGAAUAUUUUGGGGUCAGACGUUCAAGAGUUUGUUCCGUAUACUUUCCAAAUUUUUGCCUUCUUAUUGGAAAUUCAACCUGAAGGUUCACCAUUACCGGAUACUUAUAAGCAAUUAGUUCAACCGUUAUUGUCACCAAGUGUGUGGGAAUUCAAAGGUAAUAUUCCAGCUGUCACCAGAUUGUUACAAGCCAUCAUUUCCAAAGAUCCAAGUGUAUUUGGUGAACUAUCUCCGUUGCUAGGUGUUUUCCAAAAAUUGAUUUCUUCAAAGGUGAAUGAGAAUUAUGGAUUUGAUUUACUAGAGACUAUUAUUACCAAAUUCCCUGGCAAUUCAAUCGACCAGUAUACUAAGCAAAUUGCUAUCUUAUUGCUGCAAAGAUUACAAAGCUCAAGAACCGAAAAAUUUGUUAAGAAAUUGGUUAUUUUUAUAAGUAAAUUGACAAUUAUCAAAUCAAGCGCAGAAUAUGCUAUCAAUUUUAUUGAACAGGUUCAAAGUGGUAUUUUUGGUACAAUUUACGAGCAGUUUUUAUUACCAUCAGUUGUUAAUAUUGGUAAUUUAUUAGACAAAAAAAUUGUUGUUAUUGGGUUAACAAAUUUGACCACAUCUUCAGUUUUCAUCAACGGUGACUACACUAAAUUGUUGAUUCCAACAUUUGAAUGCUUAACAAAGAUAAUUACAAGUGAAUCGAUCUUUAAUAUCAAGGGAGAUCAUGAAGAAGUGCUUGAUUUAGAACUGGAAGAGAUCUCGUCCUUUGGAUCUAAUUUUUCAAGAUUAUCUACAAUCAGCGUUAAACCAUUUGAUCCUGUACCAAGCAUAAGCAACUUGGAUGGGGGUAAAAGUUAUUUUGUUGAAAGUAUAACAAAAUUGAAUGCAGAAUCAAAUAAUGGGUUUCUCAAUCCAGUCAAGUCCCAAUUAUCCGCAGAUGCUGUGAAAGGUUUGAGUUCUUUGGGAUUAUAA